CAAUUCUUGCCCAACACAUCGAUCCCAACGACGUCCUUCAUUUACCUUCCAGCAAGUGAGCGGGAGUGUUGCGUGAGCCGUGCAACGAUAAUCUCAGAAGAAUGGGCGUACCAUCGGGAGACGUUGAGAAGGGGAAAAAGAUUUUUGUCCAGCGGUGUGCACAGUGUCAUACAGUAGAAGCUGGAGGAAAGCAUAAAACAGGCCCAAAUCUUCAUGGUCUCUUCGGCCGUAAAACGGGACAAGCUCCAGGAUUCUCAUAUACUGAUGCGAACAAGAGCAAAGGUAUUACUUGGAAUGAGGAUACACUCUUCAUCUACUUGGAGAACCCCAAGAAAUACAUUCCCGGAACAAAAAUGGUGUUUGCUGGACUUAAGAAGCCACAAGAGCGUGCUGAUUUAAUUGCGUAUCUAAAAGAGUCUACAAAGUAGACACUAUAUUUAAUGUAGUUAAUUUAUCCUCCCAUUUGUACAUUGGGACUGUGUUCAGUGCUAGUUUAGCAAAAUAACAAGUCAUGACAUCAUCAAAUAGUGUACAAUUGGCUGUUCACCACAUUCAUGAAAUCAUUGUACAGCUCGCAUAUUUUAUUGUUUGUACAGUAUUUAAUUCAUGUUCCUGUAUUUAUUUUGUGGAAGCAUUUGAACAGUGCGAAAAAGUUGGUGAACAAAGUGUCAGUGAAAACAAACUGUAGUGGACAUUUCUUCAAUAUCAAGCAUGUUAUAUCAAAUGACAUGUUGCAGUAUGUAUUUAUGUGUGAACUGUUGACAGUUAAAGAUUUUUGACCUUUGAUGGUUUUACAAAAUUGUUGAUCAUUGUUUGAGAUCUUAUUCCUGUUAUGUAAUGCAAAAUGUCAGUUAUGUAAUGCACAGUGUCAAAAUUUGAUUUCAAUACAAAAUUUCCUUUUGUAA
Molecule: messenger RNA, 905 nt
Organism: Schistocerca nitens (vagrant locust)
Lineage: Eukaryota; Metazoa; Arthropoda; Insecta; Orthoptera; Acrididae
Product: cytochrome c
Exons: 4
Coding region: 102-428 (108 amino acids)
Biological process (GO): mitochondrial electron transport, ubiquinol to cytochrome c; mitochondrial electron transport, cytochrome c to oxygen
Cellular component (GO): mitochondrial intermembrane space
Molecular function (GO): electron transfer activity; heme binding
Source: RefSeq, a predicted model, not a curated record